CUGCGGAAGCCGCGGCUGUAAACAAAGCGGCGGGUCCGAUGAAGACAAACUGAGGAAUAAGAAACGAUCAGAAAUCACGCAGAAUCAGUUCAAACGGACCCGGAACCGAGAGUCCGAGUGAUGGAGCUCCGCGAGGACUGAACCAGAACCGGAACCAUGUCUAUGGAAGAUCCGUUCUUCGUCGUCAAAGGUGAGGUGCAGAAGGCAGUGAACGCAGCACAGAGCCUCCACCACAGAUGGAGCGAGCUGCUGCAGGAGGGGGGCAGAGCCUCCAAAGAGGAAAUGGACUGGACGACCAACGAGCUGAGGAACAGUCUGCGGUCCAUAGAGUGGGACCUGGAGGACCUGGAUGAGACCAUCAGCAUCGUCGAGUCCAACCCGAAGAAGUUCAACUUGGACGCUGCUGAGCUGUCGAAGAGGAAAGCCUUCAUCACCAGCACCAGACAAACGGUCAAGGAAAUGAAAGAACAAAUGUCGAGUCCAGCUGCCGCCUCCAUGGACAGAAAGAACAAACAGGAUCUGCUCGGUGAUCAUGGCGCUCAGGCUCCUGUCUGGCAUCCGGUCCCAGAUAAGUAUCGGCAACUGGACAGCCAGCUGCAGAACGCCAACUCUCAGUUUAUCGAAGAGCAACAGGUGCAGCAGCAGCUGAUCGCAGAGCAGCAGGACGAACAGCUGGAGCUCGUGUCAGGAACCAUCGGAGUCCUGAAGAACAUGUCAGAGAGGAUCGGCAUGGAGCUGGAUGAACAGGCUGUGAUGUUGGACGACUUCAGCCAUGAGAUGGACAACACUCAGUCCAGACUGGACAACGUCAUGAAGAAACUGGCCAAAGUGUCCCACAUGACCAGCGAUCGUCGUCAGUGGUGUGCGAUCGGUGUGUUGCUCGCAAUCCUCUUUGUCGUCAUCCUCCUGUUUUUCAUCCUCUGAUGGAUGCCUCCACUCGUCAGCCCCACAUUCGUCUGACGCCUGCGUCUACUGGACUCUAUUGGACUCCGCCGGACUCUAUUGGACUCCGCCGGAUUCUGCUGGACUCCGCCGGACUCUGCUGGACUCCACCGGGUUCUGCUGGACUCCGCUGGAGUCUUUACCCUCUGACGUCUGAUCCUCCUCCAAUCAUGUUCAUACAUUUCACAAAUUUGUAUCAUCAACCACAAAUUUGCUUCAAUGGGUUUUAAAGUCUGUUCAACAAACAUCUGAUCUGAGACGCUCAGAUCGAUGUCCCACCCUCUGUUACAUUCUGCUGGACCUCUGGACUCUGCUCCUGAUCAGUCUCAUUAAUCGCACUAAAGCUGGACUCUUAAAGACUCCUCUGGAUUGUACUGGUAUUUACCAGACUCUCCUGGACUUCCUGUCUCUGCUGAGUGGGACUGUAAAGUGUCUGACAGAGGUCAAAGGUUAAAUAGGUGGAAUGAUGUGAGUCCUUUAACAUUUCCUGUUUUAGGAAAUUCAGAGAUUCAGAUUCAGAGAACUUUAUUGUCAUUCACUUUACGUCCUACGUUUGUAUAAUGAGCGAGAUUUCAUUGCACAUUUCCCUCCUUAAAACCAGUUUAACUCCAGUUUAACUCUACUUUAAAACCAGUUUAACUCCAGUUGAAUUUUAUGGUUAAUGCAGUUCAAUCUUCUCCAUUUAAACUCAGUUUAACAUGAACCACUUUGACUCCAUGCUAACUCUGGUUUAAUUCUCAUUUAAACUCCAGUUUGUUUGGUGAGAAGUUGGAGCUCGAUCUUUUAAUCUGAAAACACUAAAGCUGUGUUUGAGUUGAUGUUUUUUUUUGUUUACACUUUGUUUUUUGUUUUUAUUGACAUUAAGUGACUGAAAACUUUACUGAUUUUAUUUUAUCUAAUUUUCUUCAGUGGUUUAUUUUCUUUAGUUUUUUCGUGAUCGUUAUUGAUCCGCAGACUCACCAGUGAUUUAUUGAUCAGUGGAUUUUUCCACUGUUAAAUUGUUACUUAUUCAUACUACACACUUCCUGCUGCUGCUUCACAAUAAAAGCCUUUCUCUGGGAACCUCUGGAAGGCUAUAACAUUUAUAUUUAUUCAUUUGCAGACACUUUAAUCCAACUCAGGAUUCAGUGUCUUGGUCAGGUUCACCUCGGCACGUGAAUCGGCGGAGUCUGGGAUCAAACCACCGACCCUGCCGUCAGCGGACAGCGGAGGCGUGAAGCAGCAGCAGGAAAUGCAGUCCUUAAAUCUGCGAGUGAGACAUUGGCUGAAAUCAGACUGACAGCUGCCGGAGGAAGCAGCCAAUCACAUCGUGGUUAUCAGGUUUAUGGUACGCUCGGCAGGAGAGUCUCAUCUUUACCAACGUAAAAAUGUUUCCUGCUCCCGUUUGAAUAAAAUCACAGCGUUGAGAUAAAAACUCAUUAAAAGUUGAGUUAAACGUUUUAACACUAACGUGAUGAAUCCAUCCACUCGUCUGCUUCACGUUUCAUGUUCCUCUGUCGGAUUCCUGUGAUCCUGAAGCUGCACACGUCCUCAGUGUUUCCUGUAAACUGAAAAUAAAACUCAGAUUGUGAU
Molecule: messenger RNA, 2514 nt
Organism: Toxotes jaculatrix (banded archerfish)
Lineage: Eukaryota; Metazoa; Chordata; Actinopteri; Toxotidae
Gene: stx6
Product: syntaxin 6
Exons: 8
Coding region: 157-924 (255 amino acids)
Biological process (GO): Golgi vesicle transport; intracellular protein transport; vesicle fusion
Cellular component (GO): synaptic vesicle membrane; endomembrane system; SNARE complex
Molecular function (GO): SNAP receptor activity; SNARE binding
Source: RefSeq, a predicted model, not a curated record